Pararge aegeria (speckled wood butterfly) is the source of this 512-nucleotide messenger RNA. RefSeq names its product zinc finger CCHC domain-containing protein 24-like. The transcript has 4 exons. The record is from RefSeq and is a predicted model, not a curated record. Bases 46 to 498 code for a protein of 150 amino acids. Lineage: Eukaryota; Metazoa; Arthropoda; Insecta; Lepidoptera; Nymphalidae.
GUUUUGUUUUAUUUUGUAGGUAGAACUUAUUUGUUUGUUUGAAGGAUGGGUUGUUUUUGGUCCAGUGAGGGUCGUGAACAUUGUAUGCACUGUAAUCGCCGAGAUGUAAACAAUUUAGUAAUUAUAGACCAUGUCUGUGAGAUUUGUAUCAAUAGAGCUACCAGAACUUCUUAUUCACCACCUGGACCCAAAUUUGGGGAAUACCGCUGUAACUCCUGUCGACGAUUCUGGAGCAGUCGUUGGUGCUGGCCAGAUAAAUAUCAGAUGUGUAAACAGUGUAAGAAACCUACACUGCCCUUUAAUUUUAGGGAUUUAAAACCGACUGAUACAACAAAUGCAAAUGAGGAUGGUAAAGAACAUGCAAUAGAACUUUGUCAGAUGUGUCAACAGCUAGGGUAUUCGUGUAAGAAUUUUGGAAAAAAAUAUAAACCUGCAUCAUGUAACUCAAAAAAAACAAAGCAGUUCAAAAGUAAUUACUCGCACCGUAAACAAUGGUGAUACUUUAAAGCAUU